AUGCUUCUAACUGUACUCCGCAACAGCGUAAACGGCUCAAAAGCGCUGGAGCCACCGGAGACCCCUGCCCCUGUCUUCGCCAUUCGCGCCUUCAAGAGCGCUCUCUUUGGAACUCCGGGGGCGGACGACGACGAGAAUAGCCAGCAGGGGCCGAUUACGAAGAAUCCUGCAGCUAGUGUCCGGCAGGACGACGUUGAUUCGCAGAAGCUCCUUGCGACCGGAAACGGAACAAAUGCUCCUAUGGCUACAGCGGCAGAUGUUUAUACGGCUGUGAACGCGAUGGCUUCUCCCACGAAGAGUAUCCUCGUCACCCCCGGCACUGCAUCCAACAGGCGAAAAACGGUUUCGUUUGGCGAAAGUGUUGUUGAUAAUGAGCGCAAGCGGGCGGAACCAGCUACCAGACCAUCCAGAACCCAAACCGUUCCGUCCGGUAGCCUUAGCAGUCAAUGGUCCUCUAGUUCAUCAAACGGCAAAUCUAAACCACGAAGCCGACUUACUCAAGCUUUGAUGGAUUCCCGUGAAAAUACUUCUAUCAUCGAUGCGAGCCCUCCGCGAAAGGUUAAUCAGAGCCUUCCACCGGCUGAAUCGAAGGACAUUCCGACCUCGCCAGAAGAAGAUCCUAGCGACGACACUGUCAAUUUGAACGAACCACGAUCUCAAUCUGGCAAAUACUGGAAAGCCGAAUUUGACAGCUAUCGAACAAAAACUACUCGCGAAAUUCGGAAGUUGAUUCAGUAUCGCUCUGCGGCGAAAUCAUACGCCAGGAAAAAGGAUGAGGAAGCCGUGCGGCUGGCCGAAAAGCUCAAGGAAGAGGAGGUCAAAGUUUCCGAGAUGGAGCGCCAUGUCACACAGCUCGCCUCCACCAUGGUAACUGAGAAAUCCCAUCCGGACAAGGAGAAACUGGUGCAGGAUCUCACCAAGCAGACGGCCUUGGCGCUGCAAUAUAAACAUCGGGUGGGUUUGUUGCGCAAACUCUUGGAACGGCACGGGGUUGUCGGGAGCGAAAUCGAUGAUAUUCCCGGAUCCCCUGAUCUGAAUGAAACUCGCGCGGUCACUGGGGAUGAGCUUCGUAAAACCCAGCAGGCACUGGAUCAGGCGAAUGCCAAGAUUGCGGAGAUAAACCUGCAGCAAUCUGAGUUCACGAACCUGAGGGAUCUGGCCCAGAGCUCGGAGAAGAAAGCGUCAGAGUUGGAAAAGGAAAAUGUCAUGCUCAAACAAACCCUGGCACGGGUUAAGCAGGAAAUGACCAAGUAUGAAGCGCGGCGCAAAGAAAAGGAAGCAAAACUCAAGCAAAGAGAAACAAGGUUGGAGACACGGAUCCAAGAAUAUCGGGAACGUCUCAGGACCGCUUCUCAGCAGCAUCGCGAACUAGAAGACGACUUGAAAGCAUCUUUUGAUGAGGAGCGACGCCAUAUGCAAGAGCAGAUUGACUUACUAAGUUUGAAAGUAGCAACACUUGAGCGGCUACCAGAGCUCCGUGCGCGGAGACGCACCUUGGACAGCCCUCGCAAAAAUUACCCCGGAGUCGAAGUAUGCGACUUUGCGCACCCCAGUCCUCACAGAGACCCCAACCGACAUGACGAGACGACUGACGUGGAUGAGCCACUGAGUCCCAGUCCUCGUGCCAAAGACAGACGCUCCCUCGGCCCAAGAACUGCCCUAGCUGAGAUCGAUGUGAAAAAGGCCAGCAAGGGGCUGGGUCUUGAUGACAAUAGCAACAAUGAGCGAUUAAUGAACAUGGGACAUUACACGCAUAAAGCCCCAGAAUCCCAUUUUCACGAUGACGAAGACCCUGUUCCACCAUCCUCGCCUCCCGAUAUCCCAUCUUUCGAGCCCACUACUCGGACGCGUGCCGCAAAGCAAAAGUACCAGCCAGACAGUUAUCGGCCAUACCUACCAUCUCAUACAACCAUGACCUCCCUGGCGCAUCGCCUAGCAAACAUGGACGAUAGUCAACGAGUCCACUCUGAACGCCUUCGCAGUCGCCGCUCUACCACAAGAUAUAGCCUCGAUGCUCUAUCAGCCCUACCUGAAAAACCUCUAAUGGACCGGCCGAGAAAAAGACAGAGUCUCAAUGCAGUUCAACGAGGUUAUAUACCUAUUGAGCGCAUGAUCGCCGCCCAAGCCCGGCUCAAGCACAAAAAUGAAAGCCGCAAGAGCAGAGAUGACGGCAAGGAGAAUAUCCAGGCAUACAACUCUUGA
Molecule: messenger RNA, 2202 nt
Organism: Aspergillus tanneri
Lineage: Eukaryota; Fungi; Ascomycota; Eurotiomycetes; Eurotiales; Aspergillaceae
Exons: 2
Coding region: 1-2202 (733 amino acids)
Source: RefSeq, a predicted model, not a curated record